CUCUCGUAGGCAUUAUGGGAUAAGGGCGGAAUUGCAGCGGUUUCCGGAUUCCCUGGAUUGGCCUGCUGGGAAGAAAGAAAACAAGGGAGGUGGGAAAAAAAACUCCAGGUUUUUGAGUUUUAUCACGCGUUUAUAACAGUCGUGUCGUCAGACAGAAGCAAAAUGUCGCAGUCUGGAGAAAAAGGAAAGUUCCCUGAUGCUGCAGGAUACGUGGGAUUUGCCAACCUGCCCAAUCAGGUUCACAGGAAGUCUGUGAAGAAAGGCUUUGAAUUUACACUGAUGGUUGUAGGAGAGUCUGGUCUUGGUAAAUCAACCCUGAUCAACAGCCUCUUCCUGACUGACCUCUACCCAGAGCGCUAUAUACCUGGAGCGGCAGAGAAAAUUGAGCGCACGGUCCAGAUUGAAGCGUCCACGGUGGAAAUCGAGGAGAGGGGAGUGAAGCUCCGCCUCACUGUGGUGGACACGCCUGGAUACGGAGACGCCAUCAACAGCCAGGACUGCUUUAAGACGAUCAUCCAGUAUAUUGAUAAUCAGUUUGAGCGAUACCUGCACGACGAGAGCGGCCUGAACCGCAGACACAUCGUUGAUAACAGAGUACACUGCUGCUUUUACUUCAUCUCUCCGUUUGGACACGGCCUGAAGCCUCUGGAUGUUGAGUUUAUGAAGGCGAUCCACAGCAAAGUCAACAUCGUUCCUGUGAUCGCCAAAGCCGACACGCUCACGCUGAGAGAGAGAGACCGUCUCAAGAGAAGGAUUUUGGAUGAGAUCAGUGAGCACGGGAUCCGGAUCUACCAGCUUCCCGAUGCUGAUUCGGACGAGGACGAAGAAUUCAAGGAACAGACUCGUGUCCUAAAGGCCAGCAUCCCGUUUGCAGUGAUCGGCUCCAACCAGCUGAUAGAGGUGAAGGGGAAGAAGAUCCGCGGACGCCUGUACCCGUGGGGGGUGGUGGAGGUGGAAAACCCAGAGCACAACGACUUCCUCAAACUACGCACUAUGCUGGUAACUCACAUGCAGGACCUGCAGGAAGUCACUCAAGAUCUCCACUAUGAGAACUUCCGUUCGGAGAGACUAAAGCGAGCUGGCAGGGCGGCUGAUGAAGAUGUGUUGGACAAAGACCAGAUCCUCAUGGAGAAGGAAGCUGAGCUGAGACGCAUGCAGCAGAUGAUUGCUCAGAUGCAAGCUCAGAUGAAGAUCAAACCGGGAGAUGACUAAGUGUGUGUGUGUGUGUGUGUCUAUUUGUGUGUUGUGGGAACAGGAAGUGCCAUCUGACUGGAGGUUCCAUUAUCCUGCCCAUUUCUAAACACUAUUUGCUUGUCGAAUCCCUCAUGUUUAUCAGAUUAAUGGAACGUAAUGUUAAUGUUGUCUAAUUCAUAUAACCACAUCACUAUCGCAGCUCCGCCCAUACCAAUAACCUCAACAUUGAAACAAACGGUCCGUUAUCAUGUCGUUUAAUCAGUCAGGAUAGAUGCUGUUAAUAAUUUAUAUCACCUGUAGUCAAUCAUGGUUUCAUUGACAAUGUUCAGCGUGUGUUCGUCUGUAGAUUGAUCAGGGUUUGUGGUCAGCUGGAGACUUUAUGUUUUUCUGUGCCAAACACUCUUUUUAAGCUGCUUGGCUUGUACCGGUCAUUCAUCAGACUGGCAUAUGUUUACCUGAUCACCUCGUCAAUACUUUAUAAAGCAUAUAUAUUACUUUUGACUGUGGAUGCAUGGGAUAAAAUAAGAGGACGAUGCACUGGUAGAUGCACCUGGUCAAGUUUACAAUUUUAGAAAAUGUACCUGUUUAUAAUCAUCAUGCAUUCACACAGACGAAUUAAUAUCAGAGUUUGUUGGACUGGUGUUUGAAAAAGCGGUCAGGUGUUUGCACAUACAAAUUUUAGCACAAAAAGUAUCACUAACAAAUAAACAGAUGCUCUCAAAUCAUGUUUCUUUUAAAUGCAUUUGGAUCUAUGUUGAUUUGAGCUGCGUUGGGCAGCACUUCCCUCUAGUGGACUAUACAGAAAAGCACAAUAGAAAGCACAUUAAACUAUAUUUUGCCAGAUUGGAUCAUGAAAAUACUGGCUACAAUUGGACAAUCUCUUGACAUCCUGUUUGCGUUUUGUCAAUGAUGCGAUAUCUGGUCAUCUUUUUGAAAGGGAAAUCGGUUAAUAAAGUGGUGCAGCAAAUAUUGUUCACCUUGUGUGAAUCUAGUAAGAUGACGGUAAAGUUAUGUGUUUAUUGUGGACGCACUGGUUCAGCUGUUGGUUUGUAUUUUGAUUCACAGAAAUGCCUUAACUCCAUUUAGAGACAUGGUGCACACAUUUCUCUUCUUUUAUACUCAUAUUCUUAUGGUUUCGGGUUUGUUUUCUAUCAUUUUUAUGGCUUGAUUUUCACUUUAUUUGCUACUUAAACAUUAACAUCAACCGCAGUGAUCUUUAUGUUUCUUGUUUAGCAGCUGGAACAUUUAUAACUGUAUGUUUUAAAAGUUCAUCUAAACGGUACAAGGUCUAAUAAACGGAAUGAAAUGCACCAUCACUGCCUGCACAUCGACUUCCAAGUCAUUUUACAGCAUUGUUGUGAGUUAUUUGCUAAUUAUUAAUGUAAUGUCUGCUGUAAACACACUGAUUUUGUUUUGUUGUAUUUGUGGUUCAGCCCAGUUAUUUUGACUCGGUUAUCUCCUGUUUAGGUCUUUUUUAAUGGAUUAACACAGUUGUCGUUGUGCGGUACAGCAAUGCUUACUUCCCUGUUUAAAUGUUCCUUUUUGUAUUUGCUCAUGUUGAGAAAUAAAUAACUUUCAGAGUCA
This is a messenger RNA of Onychostoma macrolepis, 2778 nucleotides long. RefSeq lists its product as uncharacterized. The transcript has 12 exons. The record is from RefSeq and is a predicted model, not a curated record. Gene Ontology annotation, cellular component: microtubule cytoskeleton; septin ring; septin complex. NCBI's taxonomy places the organism in Eukaryota, Metazoa, Chordata, Actinopteri, Cypriniformes, Cyprinidae. Gene Ontology annotation, molecular function: GTP binding; molecular adaptor activity; GTPase activity. Gene Ontology annotation, biological process: regulation of exocytosis; cell division; cytoskeleton-dependent cytokinesis. Bases 163 to 1212 code for a protein of 349 amino acids.